Molecule: messenger RNA, 1290 nt
Organism: Postia placenta MAD-698-R-SB12
Lineage: Eukaryota; Fungi; Basidiomycota; Agaricomycetes; Polyporales; Adustoporiaceae
Exons: 2
Coding region: 1-1290 (429 amino acids)
Source: RefSeq, a predicted model, not a curated record
AUGAAAGUCGUUCGUCCAGAUGCGAUCGACCCACUCGCAGGCAGCCAGUGUCCGUUGAAGCGAAAACAUCACCUGGACACAAGAACUGACGAAGCCCAUACAAAGAGAGUGCGGAUGUCUGGCACUCUGAGCGAGACGUCUAAGGUCAAGGACGAUAUACCCAUGCGUGACCGGACGAACGUCAGGGUCGUUGAAUCAGAUGUGGUCUAUGUCCACAAUCAACGAGACUCGCCGCUCGAAAGCAUCCCCCGUCCACCGAAACGAAAAUGGUGUCCAGACACGGCAACUGAAAAAGUGCGCACAAAGAGAGUGCGAAUGCCUGGCACUCCGAGUCAUGCGUUCGAAGUCAAGGAUGGCAUUCCUUUCGGACCUCACCCGAGAUGCAUGAUUACGGGAUGCGUGUCUGCUGAAGUGGAGGCGUGCUAUAUCCUGCCUCCAGACGUGCCACAGCGAUCGCACGCAGUCCGACGCGACCUUCGAGAACUUUGGGAAACGAACCGCUUGUUGAUGAUACCCCAUCCUGAUCACUUGGAGAAUCUCGAAUCCUGUCCUGUGUGUAUUCUCUGGCUGUCUUCAUCGAUCGCCAUGCUGACGACCGAGCAGGUCUACAGAUACCAUGUCAUCGCAGAGGACGAGCACCCUUCAGACUCGUGCACGUCCACGGGUAGUUCCAUGACACCUUCAGUCAUGAUAGCCCCAUGUUCAUAUCGCUCGCUAGGAUGGCACGAGUCGAGCGCUAAUCUCCAUCUGAUGAUACUUCGAGCAGGCCAGAAACUUAAUAAGCGGCCGUUCCACUACCAGCAUAUCCUGAGGGAUCUACUGCCUCAGAAGGAGGUAAAUCAUGCAUACAGCAUAAUUCAACUGCAUACGUCGUGGACGUGCCCCUUCGCCGAGGGUUCUUUACACGAUAGGCGGCUAUGGGCAACAGGCGAACCCGCUGAUUUCCCUGAUGACUAUUUCGACUUUCCCCCCAAGAAGCGGUAUUGUUCUCCACUAUCGGAUGACGACAGCAUUCGGUUUCCUCGUGGUGCUCCUGUAGCGGAAUCAGGAGGCAUCGCCCGCACGGCUAAGGAAAGGGCUAAAUGGGAAGCCAGUAUUCGUCAGUGGUUUCGUGGUUGCGAGCUACACGAGUGGGCGACGGGGCCGUUUGCGGAACCCAAAGAUACAACGUUGGUUGAGUAUAGACGGGAGGAAGCCGGCAGCGUAUCGGCUGUUAUAGAAGAGCUUUGGAUGAGCGAAUACUACUACUCAAGGUAUGUUCCCUGGUGGAUUUGGAUGUCACAACUGUGA